Aspergillus versicolor CBS 583.65 is the source of this 873-nucleotide messenger RNA. RefSeq lists its product as uncharacterized. The coding region runs from base 1 to 873 and encodes 290 amino acids. The transcript has a single exon. Gene Ontology annotation, molecular function: hydrolase activity. The record is from RefSeq and is a predicted model, not a curated record. NCBI's taxonomy places the organism in Eukaryota, Fungi, Ascomycota, Eurotiomycetes, Eurotiales, Aspergillaceae.
AUGCAAACUAAUAAGUUGUCUACGCGAUGGGACUGCCAUAUUCACGUCUGGGAUCCUGAACACUACCCAUACAGACCAGGUCGCGUGUACACUCCACCCCCCGCCCUAUUGGAGUCUUUCCUGCAGGACAGUGCAGUCCGCCGUGUUAUGGUUGUGCAGGCUUCAGUCGAGGAUGGAUACUCUGGGCUAGUAGCAACUCUAUCGCAUUGUCAAAGACACCAUCCGGACGUCGUCAUUCGGGGCACCAUUGCAAUUCAGGCGGCCUGGGUUGAGCCGGAUGCGACUAGCCUUGACUCCCUGCACAAAUUAGGCGUACGUUCAAUCCGCAUUCACGGCUUUCACAAUGGGCCGGGUGAUGAUAUAAAUUCCAUAUACAUGCUCCUACAGUCACUGUCUCGUUCCUACUCCGUCGGGACCCUAGGCUGGACGGUCUCUGCGCAGUUACCACUCCGGACAUGGGCAGCUCUCAAAACGAGGUUGCUUACAGAUCUAGCCCUGGCUAACCUCCACCUGAUUGCGGAUCAUAAUGCAUGUGCUACUCCAGCUGACGCGGGGAGCGCUGAUUUUGCAUCCUUUCUGGAUCUACUCCACACGAAGAGGGUAAGCGUCAAGGUCUCUGCACUGUACCGAAGGAGCCCGGGCAAUACCAAAGCUAUGCAGCCCAUCAUUGAAGCAUUCGCACAGACAGAGCCUAAUGCUCUACUCUGGGGAAGCGACUGGCCGCAUUGCGACAGUACUCCUGGAGGUCGCGAGCUUCCUCCUCUCCGGGGCCCAGUCGAGGUGGCCGAAGAGCUACAACUGCUGCAAAGCUGGCUUACAGCAGACCAAUGGAGAUUAAUGAUGGACGAGAACCCCAGCACGAUCUUUACCUAG